GGCCCGGCCUUUGCCCGGAGCGGCGGGCACUGUCCCGGGUUUUCCCCGGUGCCCUGGCCAUGGCGCUGUCCCCGGUUUUCCCCGGUGCCCUGGCCAUGGCGUUGUCCCGGCCGUUCCCCGGAGCCCUGGCCAUGGCGCUGUCCCGGCCGUUCCCCGGAGCCCUGGCCAUGGCGGUGUCCCGGCCGUUCCCCGGAGCCCGGGCCGUGGCGCUGUCCCGGCCGUUCCCCGGAGCCCGGGCCGUGGCGCUGUCCCGGCCGUUCCCCGGAGCCCGGGCCGUGGCGCUGCGGGCCGGCGGGCGCGGGGCUCGCCCGGGCUCGGAGCCGCAGGACGCCGGGCACAGCCCGCGGCACCGCGACCUGCGGGAGGCGCUGCGGAAGAUCAUUGACAAGGAGAUUAAUCCCUUUGUGGACAAGUGGGAAGAAGAAGGACAGUUCCCAGCACAUAAAGUGUUUAAAAUCCUGGGACAGGCUGGAUUCCUUGGUGUGGAUAAGCCAACAGAAUAUGGAGGCAUGGGUUUGGACUUCUCCUACAACAUUGCAGUGGCAGAGGAGCUGGGGAAUAUCCGUUGUGGAGGAAUUCCCAUGGCCAUUGGAGUGCAAGCUGGCAUGGCUACCCCUGCCCUUACAAGGUUUGGCUCUCAUGAGUUGAAAAAACAGUUCCUUGUACCAACUAUAGCUGGUGAUUUUGUGGCUUGCUUGGGAAUCAGUGAACCUGGAGCUGGGUCGGAUGUUGCAAAUAUCAAGACAACAGCUGUGAGGAAGGGCGAUGAGUAUGUCAUCAAUGGUGCUAAGAUGUGGAUCACCUCUGGGAGCCAGGCAGACUGGAUGUGCCUGCUGGCAAACACCAGUGAAGGACCUCCCCAUCGAAACAAAUCUCUCAUUUGCCUGCCAAUGAAUCUACCUGGCAUUCAGGUUGCUAAAAAGAUAGACAAACUGGGGAUGAGGUCAUCGGACACUGCUCAGAUCUUUUUUGAAGACGUAAGGGUCCCCUGCAGGAACGUCAUCGGCGAGGAAGGGAAGGGUUUCACGUACCAGAUGCUGCAAUUCCAGGAGGAGCGGCUGUGGGGAGUGGCCACUGCCCUGACACAAAUGGAAACCAUAAUACAAGAAACCACUGAGUACACCCGUCAGCGGAAGGUGUUUGGGCAGCCUGUGCUGCACAACCAGAGCGUGCACUUCCGCCUGGCCGAGCUGGCCACCGAGCUGGAGCUGCUGCGCUCGCUGCUGCAGCGCGCCGUGGCUCUCUAUGUAGAAGGCAACGAUGUGACAAAAUUUGCUUCCAUGGCUAAGCUAAAGGCAGGUCGUCUGACCCGUGAGGUGACCGAUAGCUGUCUCCAGUUUUGGGGAGGAAUGGGAUUCACCAGUGAAGUUCUUGUGAGCAGGUUUUACAGGGACUUGAGAUUGAUGUCAAUAGGAGGUGGCUCAGAUGAAACCAUGCUUUCCAUCAUAUGCAAACACAUGGACGUACUUCCAAGAAAGUGAUGCAUCUCCACUCUUCCUUGAAAAUGAAGAAAGCAAGAGCAUGACUUGUGCUGCACACUGAAGGUGACAAGCAGCCAAGACGCUUCAAGCUGAAAAGAGAUCAGUAAUUUUGCCAGCAAAAUGCACAUCAAGGUCUUUCACCAUUACCACUCUGCGUUUUCCAGCGUCAAAUUUUUGUUGAUAUGGAGCACUCUGAAAGCCUACAGCCCCCUGCAUUCUGUGUUUUCAGUGGGUUACUUAAGUUUUCCAAUGACCCAUCCUAAGCACACAGAAAAAAAUGUGUUCUUUAGUCAAGCUUUAUCAACACUUUAGAGCACCUAAGCUGACAAUUACAAAACAGAAGCUGUGUAGCUUAAUCUCAUUUCAGUAUAGCUUUGCUUUCAAGAUGAACAAUUAUGUCACAAAAUGAUUCCCUGCCAUAAUCAAACCCCAGAACAGUGCCCUUUCUCUUUUUUGCCCCUCUCUAAUUACAGGUACCUUUCCUAUCUUUCACUUUUAGCAAGCAAUCAUCAAAAUGAGCUCUGUCAUCUUUGCCAAAUCCAUAUCAAUUUGUACUCCACUCUGUCAUGGACUUUUGGUGAUGGGAGUAGUGUUAAAUUUGUAUUUGCAGAACUCUACAAACAACUGUUUAAGUGUAUCUGAAGCUUGUGGAGGCCUGAACUUCAGCAGCAAUGUAUCAUGUUUUGUGCAUAAUUAUUAAAAAAAUAUUACAAUAAAAUAAACACGUUAAUAUAAAAACAAUAUAAAAUAAAAAAUAAACAUGCUAAUAUGAAAACUGUG
Molecule: messenger RNA, 2261 nt
Organism: Oenanthe melanoleuca
Lineage: Eukaryota; Metazoa; Chordata; Aves; Passeriformes; Muscicapidae
Product: probable acyl-CoA dehydrogenase 6
Exons: 9
Coding region: 60-1481 (473 amino acids)
Biological process (GO): fatty acid beta-oxidation using acyl-CoA dehydrogenase
Molecular function (GO): flavin adenine dinucleotide binding; acyl-CoA dehydrogenase activity
Source: RefSeq, a predicted model, not a curated record